Molecule: messenger RNA, 1206 nt
Organism: Rotaria socialis
Lineage: Eukaryota; Metazoa; Rotifera; Eurotatoria; Philodinida; Philodinidae
Source: the annotation of a GenBank genome assembly
AUGUCAACAGCAACAUGUCAAUGUAGUUCAAUAGAUUAUUGGAAUAAUUCAUACUGUGUUGCUCUACUGUAUCCAGGUCAAACAUGUACAUCAUCAUCUCAAUGUAUUAAUGCUUCUUCAUGUAUAUCAUCUAUAUGUCAAUGUAAUACAAAUUAUUAUUAUUCAACAUUAACAGGACAAUGUACAUAUCAGUUAAGUUAUUCAUCAACAUGUACUCUAGGAAACUAUCAAUGCCUAAAUAAUACGUUAUGUUAUGAUUUAAGAACAUCUCCAACAGGUACAUGCGCAUGUGAUUCAACCUAUUAUUAUUAUGAUGGUACAAGUUGUACUGCUUAUGCCACAUAUGGUGCAACAUGUGCUGCUGCAACGUAUGGACCUAUUUGUGAUUCAGUAGCACGUUCACUUCAGUGUAUAGGUUCACAGUGUAGUUGUUCAUCAACAACUUAUUAUAAUUCUUCCAGCUGUGUUUCAUACACACAUGUUGGAUUUUCUUGUACCACAUCAUCUCAAUGUGUAACAAAUUCUAAUUGUUCAUCUGGAAUAUGUACUUGUUUGAGUACCUAUUAUUUCGAUACAACGACAGGUAAUUGUGUUACUCUAUUAACUUAUGGGCAAGCAUGCACAUCAUCAGUUCAGUGUCCAACAAAUAUGUUAUGUACUUCAUCUCAAUGUUUAUGUACAUCCACGACUUAUUACAGUAGUCCCAAUUGUGUAUCUCGUAUUUCAUAUGGUGGCACAUGUAGUUUAACAAUUCUUUGUGAUACAACACUUGGUCUCGUAUGCACAUCAUCUGUAUGUCAAUGUAAUAGCACACAGUAUUGGUCAACAUUGUCAAAUGGUAUGCAAAUAUGUGCUAAUUUACGUACGCUUGGCCAAUCGUGUACAGCUAGUACAGAUUGUACAAACUCAGCAACAUCAGUAACAUGUAAAUCGAGUAUUUGUGAAUGUGAUUCAAAUGCAUACUAUCUUGACCAAGCAACCGUAACAUGUCAACCUCUCGAAGCUCUUGGUGUUGCAUGUACGCCAACAUAUAAUUUCGAAUGUGCUAGUUUUAAUUGUAAUGCUUCCAAUGUAUGUGGCACUGCAAUUUCAUCGACUAUUAAAAGUAAUGUUUCACAAGCAUCAUCAGAACCUUGUUUGAGACGACCUCAUAACACGAUGUUUUUACGGAUGAUUGGGAUUUAUUUAUUUUUCUUUGAAUUAUAA